GGCGCCCCCUGCAGGCGGGGCGGGAGCGCGGGGCGGCGGCAGGCGGGACCCCACACACCCCCACCCCCACCUCCUUCCCACCCCGGGGCGGCCUCGGCGGGCUGGGGAGGGGGGCGGCCGGGCCGGGAAGCCCCCCCUGGCCCCCAGCCGUGCCGUGCCUCCGCGGGUUGGGAGCUCCCCGCCGGUGAGGGCCCCUCGGGGGGCCGCCCCUCCUCAGGCCGCGGCGGGCCUUGCCCGGGCACCGGAGGCCGCGGCGGGCGAGGGGGGAGGGGGCUGCUCCCGCGGGUAUGGCGGCGGUUCGUACCGGGCCCGGCGGCCGGUGAAGCCGCGCCCCCCCACCCCCCGGCUCCGGUAGCACAGGGGCUCGGCUCGGUGCGCGGGGGGGGUGCUGCGAGACGGCUGCUGCUGUGGCCGCCGCUGGCGUUGUCACCGGGGCUGCGGGGGGGUCACGGCGCCGGGCUGUGCCGCCUUACCCCGGCACUGCGCUGGCCACCGACCCCAGCGGGCCACCCCGGCGUGGGACUAGCGGUCUCGCCGCACGCACUCACUGAAAACUACAGGUUUGCGAAGAGAAACUACAGCAGGAAUUUUUUUUCAAUAGAAGGAAACCAAAUUCGCAUUAUUUCCCAAUUUUUCUAGCUUGAGCCUCAGCUGAGGCUUUCCCUGCCACCCUGCUCUGCGUCAGGGAACUGCCUUGGGAGGGACUGAUGCGCGAGAACAAGGGGCUGUUAAGGAAACUUCCUUUAAGGCACGGCCGAGUGCGAGAUAAAGAUAAAAAGUGCAGCAGUAAAACUAAUUUCACACGACUAAGGCGCAUGCUGCUGUUCUGAUAACAGGGGGUUACAUGAAAAGAAUGUCAUACAAAUCAUCUUUAUAAAAACCUGACUUAAACCUAAACAAAAUCCCUUCCACCAUUGUUCUUUAAUGAAAAUACUUGGUUUAAAGGUAGCUUUUUACAUAACUCAGCAUCUGGUGUCUGUGCUGCUCCCUCAUCCCUCCCUAAGCAAGUCUUCUGAUAUAUUUCCAAGGAAAAUAAGAAUAAUGGAUCUGGUAUCCUGUGUUUCAUUUUUAAAAACCGUUUUAACAUACAGACUUUUCAUCCCUCAGAAGAAGGUUUCUGCUCUACAUGGCAGCGCCCAGGCUUCUGCUUACCCAGCUGAGAUAUACGCUAAGAAUAAAAGGGGAGCACAUUCAGCACACACGGCAGCAAGCGUCUGGAGUGUCCCUGCUCCCUGGGUGCUGGGGAUGUGAUACUCACUGUGCCACCAUCGAGCCAAGCAUCAGACCCCAGCUUGGUACUUGGAGGUUCUGCUACACCACUGAAUACCUGCCUGAAAUACGGGCUUUAAAGGACUGUGAACUGCAGCUGAUAAUUUAUUUUUUUUUUCUUUUCUAUAUGAACAUAAAGAACUUUUCUUCGUUGCAGUUGUCAUCUUCCACUUGAGCAAAUGGGAAACUGAAAUACACUGAACCUUUCUGUCUGAAACGUUCCCGAGGAUGAAGCAGGCAAACCCAGCAGGGAAGCGAGAAUGCUGCACACAUGCAGCCAUUAUUCAGAAAAAGCUGUCUGUUCACAUCCUUCUGUGACUGUCUCUUCAUUUUAAAGACUAACUACUUCAUUCUCCUCCUCUCCCCCUAGAAGAAAUGUUUUCUUCCCCACUUCUUUUAAUGGCUAAGCAAUGCAAUAGCAAAGGUAUUGAAAGCCAGUCUACUGAAUAAUAACUUAAUGAUGUAGCCCUGUGCUGUUCCUUUUGAAUGGAUGGCUGCUUUAGCAAGAGAGCUGCUGGGAUCUGCUCCCUGCUGUGAGGGAUGCGAGGAUGGAGGAACCUGGAUUGAAGCUGAACAGCAACCAGAGUGGUAGAAGACAGAACCAGAAUACAAGAAUGAGAAUAGGAGCACCUUGGAAUAGAUGCGAGUACAAGACGCACCAGCUAGAGCUGCCUUGGAAAGCCAUGGCUGCUGCCCCUCAUCUCAACUCAGAUGCACUGCGAGAGGUCCUGGAGUGCCCCAUUUGCAUGGAGUCCUUCACUGAGGAGCACCUGAGACCCAAGCUUUUACACUGUGGGCACACCAUCUGCAAACAGUGCUUGGAGAAACUCCUAGCAAACAGCAUUAAUGGGAUACGAUGCCCCUUUUGCAGCAAAAUCACGCGGAUCACAAGCUUAGCUCAGCUGACUGACAAUCUUACUGUGCUGAAGAUCAUAGACACCGCCGGACUGGGGGAGGUGGUGGGUCUGCUCAUGUGUAAGGUCUGUGGGAGAAGGUUGCCAAGACACUUUUGCAAGAGCUGUAGCUUGGUUUUAUGUGAGCCGUGCAAGGAGACAUCACACGUGCCCCAAGGGCAUAGAGUCAUUGCUAUCAAAGAGGCUGCUGAGGAGCGUAGGAGGGAAUUUGGUACGAGGCUUGCCAGACUUCGGGAGCUCAUGGAUGAUCUGCAGAAAAGAAAAGCAUCUCUGGAGGGUGUUUCAAGAGACCUGCAGUCUAGAUACAAAGCAGUUCUGCAAGAUUACAGCAAAGAAGAGCGCAAAAUCCAGGAAGAACUGGCCAGGUCACGCAAGUUCUUCACCACCUCUUUGUCUGAAGUGGAGAAGGUAAAUAAUCAGGUAAUGGAGGAGCAAGCUUACCUGCUGAACUUAGCAGAAGUGCAGAUAAUGUCUCGCUGUGACUAUUUCCUUGCCAAAAUAAAGCAGGGAGAUAUAGCUCUCUUGGAGGAGGCAGCAGACGAGGAAGAACCAGAACUGACAAACAGUCUCCCAAGGGAGCUGACCCUUCAGGAAGUUGAACUCCUUAAGGUGAGCCACGUGGGACCACUGCAGAUCGGGCAGGUGGUGAAGAAACCCCGGACCGUUAACAUGGAGGAAUCACUUAUGGAAACUGCAGCAUCCUCAUCGGCAUCAUUUAGGGAGCCUGACUUGGUGCAAGAAGAGGCCAGCUGCACACCGAAUUCCUCACCAGCCAAGCCAAGGAUGCCUGAAGCAGCCACGAGCAUCCAGCAGUGUCACUUCAUCAAGAAGAUGGGCUCCAAGGGCAGCCUGCCAGGGAUGUUUAAUCUUCCCGUCAGCCUGCACGUCACCCUGCAAGGUGAGGUACUUGUGGCAGACAGAGGCAAUUUCCGAAUCCAGGUUUUUACCCGCAAGGGCUUUCUGAAGGAGAUUCGCCGGAGCCCUAGUGGAAUCGAUAGCUUUGUAUUGAGUUUCCUUGGAGCAGACUUGCCCAAUUUGACUCCCCUUUCUGUCACCAUGAACUGCCAUGGCCUGAUAGGUGUGACUGACAGCUACGAUAACUCUGUCAAGGUCUACACCAUGGAUGGCCAUUGCGUGGCCUGUCACCGCAGCCAGCUAAGCAAGCCCUGGGGCAUCGCUGCCCUGCCUUCUGGGCAGUUUGUAGUGACCGACGUGGAAGGGGGGAAACUCUGGUGUUUCACAGUUGACCGCGGCGUGGGGGUAGUCAAGUACAGUUGCUUAUGUAGUGCAGUGCGCCCAAAGUUUGUCACCUGUGAUGCUGAAGGGACAAUAUACUUUACUCAGGGGCUGGGGCUUAACUUGGAAAACCGGCAGUACGAACACCACUUAGAAGGAGGCUUUUCAAUUGGCUCUGUUGGCCCAGAUGGGCAGCUGGGACGCCAGAUUAGCCACUUCUUCUCUGAGAAUGAGGAUUUCAGGUGCAUUGCUGGGAUGUGUGUUGAUGCCAGGGGUGACCUCAUUGUUGCUGACAGCAGCCGUAAAGAAAUCCUGCAUUUUCCUAAAGGGGGUGGCUAUAAUAUCUUAAUCCGGGAAGGACUCACCUGCCCAGUCGGUAUCGCCAUUACUCCCAAAGGGCAGCUGCUGGUGCUGGACUGUUGGGAUCAUUGCAUUAAGAUCUACAGUUACCAUCUGAGAAGAUAUUCCACUCCUUAAAGGCAUGUCUCUAAGCAAAACCUCUUUUGGCAGCAGAGAUUCUUCCAGCCGCGUUGCAAUCUGAUGGGAACCGGCGUCAAGUAUUCGGAAAGAUUGUGCCAUAACCGAACCGUCAUGUUUUGUGUUUAGAAACAAAAUAGAUUAUGUGGUGGUGGUCUGCUUAUUCUUUUUCUUUUUUUAUAUAAAAUCCAUACAAUAAAAAAGAACAAGCAUGAGGGAAAGGA
Messenger RNA from Falco peregrinus (peregrine falcon), 4120 nucleotides. It is a transcript of the gene TRIM32, whose product is annotated as tripartite motif containing 32. Lineage: Eukaryota; Metazoa; Chordata; Aves; Falconiformes; Falconidae. Gene Ontology annotation, molecular function: protein binding; zinc ion binding. The record is from RefSeq and is a predicted model, not a curated record.